GUGUAGAAUCUUGAAUGAAGAAAAAGCCAUACCAGUUCCGAGAUCGACUUGACAAGUCUAUAGAAUGACUAUGAUUAACAAAUCACGUCACUUCACCACACCAUUUUAUCUUUAUUGGUGCUCCGGUUCCGGUAGACUGUCUUUUUAUGUAGACGUUUUAUGCAGAAAGACGAAUCACAAACCCCGUCACAAACCAGGAUACUCUGGUCUACAAUAACAGCUAACCUUGCAAUUUUAUUAUGAAUUUGCAUUUUGCAGUACCCUAUCAAUCAAAUCUCAGAUUCCACAAAAGAAGUGAAUCUAUAGUUGAGUAUUUAUUGCCAUAAUAAACAGAUCAAAGGAAGUUAUAAUGUCUUAGGUCUCUUUCUCUUCUUGCAUUCUAAAUUUUUCUGUUGGAUAUUAAAACAGUUAAAACUGAACUGCUGAGAAAUAACCAACGAACCGGUUGUAGCAAAAUCAGCUAUUCAGCCUUUUACCACUCAAUUUUCUACUUUAUUUUUACAAACUUUCCAUGAACCAGAUGAGAUGACCUAUAUUAAUCGUUUAAGUAGGUGAACAUCUCCUCUUACAUUCAAUGUGAUCUUUCUCCGUCAUGUCGACUAGUCGACUGUUUCCGUCGUUACUGGAAGACCAAGUAAGCCAUUGCUUACUUUUAAUUAGUUUAUUUCUAUCGCCGGUAAUCGAUGGCCUCAGUUUCACGACAAAUUUUAAAUCGGAAUCCGACGAGCGGUUUAUUUACUCGAGUGUUCCAACCGCAUCUGCUGCUUCAAAUGCAAGUAAAACAUGUCUGCAACAUACAGAAGAAUACCUAACGGCGAUACGUAGUCGACUUCCAUGGGCAGUCAAAAUGUACGAGUCCUCCGGGAGACUGGUGGAAGAUUUGAUUUACAUGGAAGGAAGCGAAAUCCUUCACCACGAACCAGGAUUGUUUGAUGAAUGUCUAUCGGUUGAAUUCGAUGGAAUUCCUUUCCAAGGUCAAUAUUGCACCGUCUUCUUUGGACUGAAAUUAAUUGAUCAAAUAAACGGCAAUCAAAAAUACAUUUCUAACACGCCAAGGGAAGAUGAGAACAAUGGACGAGUCGAACCAAUCGAAAAUUUCUACUUUUUUCAAAGGCCCAGUGUUGGUUUCUGCCUACCUUCGACCUGCAAUGCAGUCGAUUUAACAUCUGCAGUUUCCCAACAUGUUGGGCAUCGCACUAUCAAAGGAACAAAUUAUUCUAUAGUCACCAUCGCCAACGAGAAUUACUGUUACACUCAAGAGAAAACUGUUUUAAGAAGGAUGACGUUUGAUAACCUAACUAUCACCGUUACGUUCGCAUUUUGUCUUUUGGGCAUUACAGUCGCAACGGCGACAGUUCACGAUAACUGGAAAGGAAACGAUUCCCGACAAUCGUUCGCUAUUCAGUUGCUUUACUGUUUUUCCGCUAGGAAAAACUUCAAAACUUUAUUCUCGACUGAAGAUGCAAAAGAUAACUUAUCGUGUGUAAACGGGAUACGAGUUUUGUCAACUUGCUGGAUUGUUCUAAUCCAUGUUGGCGGUGCGUUUACGUUACCAAGAUUAAUAUACAACCGACAAAUGGCUGUUGAGAAAACAUUACAGCUGCGUUAUCAGUUCAUAACAAAUGGAUUGUUCGCAGUUGAUACUUUCUUUUUACUGAGUGGCCUCCUAGUUGCAUUUGUUGAGAAUAUACAAGGUUAUUCGAGUCACAUGAGGCAUCCGUAUUAA
Daphnia pulicaria is the source of this 1726-nucleotide messenger RNA. RefSeq names its product O-acyltransferase like protein-like. Bases 593 to 1726 code for a protein of 377 amino acids. The record is from RefSeq and is a predicted model, not a curated record. The transcript has 4 exons. Lineage: Eukaryota; Metazoa; Arthropoda; Branchiopoda; Diplostraca; Daphniidae.